This is a messenger RNA of Vigna radiata var. radiata (mung bean), 1639 nucleotides long. Its product is annotated as zeatin O-glucosyltransferase-like. NCBI's taxonomy places the organism in Eukaryota, Viridiplantae, Streptophyta, Magnoliopsida, Fabales, Fabaceae. Bases 71 to 1486 code for a protein of 471 amino acids. Gene Ontology annotation, molecular function: UDP-glycosyltransferase activity. The record is from RefSeq and is a predicted model, not a curated record. The transcript has a single exon.
AUAGGAACCAUGGAACCAACUCCAAGAAGUUAAAGUUGACAUCAAUCAUAGCUUCUACUCUUCUUCAUCAAUGGCUUCCAAUGGAAAAAGCCAAAGCAAUAAUGGCCUUGAGCAUGCUGAAAAGGAAGUGGUGGCUAUUCUGGUACCUUUCCCAGCACAAGGCCAUCUCAACCCGCUUCUCCACCUCGCACGCCUAAUUGAUUCACACAACAUACCAGUUCAUUUUGUUGGCACACUCACCCUCAUUCGUCAGGCCACACUUCGUUACCACAGCUCCACUUCAAACUCAAACAUUCAUUUCCAUCGCCUUGAACUCCCUCCCAUUGUUUCUCCUCCUCCCAAUCUUAAUGACAAUGCAGAAUCCACUGAUUUUCCAUCUCAUCUACUUCCUUCCUUUGAGAUCACUUUCCAACUCAGGGAGCCUUUUCGGGAACUUCUUCAAUCUCUCUCAUCUCAAGCCAAAAGGGUCCUGGUCGUCCAUGACUCCCUCAUGGCCUAUGUUGCACAAGAUGCUACACACAUGUCAAAUGUUGAGAACUACACUUUUCAUACCGCGAGUGCCUUUUACACCUCCCUUAAGUUUUGGGAGGAAAUGGGAAGGCCCGAAGGCUUGCAUGUCCCAGAACUGAUUCCUUCUGUGGAAGGAUGCUUCCCAAGUCAAUUCGUGGACUUCAUGAAUGUUCAAUGUGAGUUCCUCGAAUUCAGUGACGGCAUCAUCUUCAACACAAUCAGGGCAAUUGAAGGUGCUUACAUUGAGUUUGUGGAGGGUAUCAAUGGUGGCAAGAAGGUUUGGGCUUUGUGGCCAUUCAAGUCUUUAGCCGUUGAGAAGAAAGAUUCAGAAGGAGUUAGGCACUCAUGCAUGGAGUGGCUUGAUAAACAAGAGGCAAAUUCAGUUAUAUACGUGUCUUUCGGGACAACAACAACUUUGACGGAGGAGCAAAUCCAAGAGCUUGCAAGAGGGUUGGAACAAAGCAAGCAAAAGUUCAUUUGGGUGCUGAGAGAUGCUGAUAAAGCAGACAUCUUUGAUGUUAAUGGGGCAAAAAGGCAUGAGCUUCCAAGGGGGUUUGAGGAGAGAGUUCAGGGCAUAGGGCUUGUUGUGAGGGAUUGGGCACCCCAAUUGGAAAUUCUGAGCCACUCUUCAACAGGAGGGUUUAUGAGUCAUUGUGGAUGGAACUCUUGUUUAGAGAGCCUAACCACAGGGAAGCCAAUAGCAGCAUGGCCUGUGCAUUCUGACCAGCCAAGAAACACUAUUCUGAUGACACAGGUGCUCAAGGUUGGUUUGGUUGUGAAGGAUUGGGCCAAAAGGAAUGUGGUUGUUAGUGCUUCGGUUGUUGAGAAUGCUGUGAGAAGGUUGAUUGAAACGAAGGAAGGUGAUGAGAUGCGAGAGAGAACAAUGACGCUUAAAAAUGCCAUUCAUAGGUCCAUGGAUGAAGGUGCAGUUACUUCCACAGAAGUGGAUGCUUUCAUUGCUCACAUCACCAAAUAGUCCUAUCAAUUCAUAUUUGUGCUUAGUUGAACCUUCCAGAAUUUUACAGUUCGUCAAGUUAUCUCAAAAUUGGUUUGGCAUGAAAAUGCACUAUCUUUCUGUUUCUUUAAACGUUGUCUAGUAAUAAAAUUCUGUAUGAAUGUGUGCUCUGCA